This is a messenger RNA of Diorhabda sublineata, 16333 nucleotides long. It is a transcript of the gene CaMKII, whose product is annotated as calcium/calmodulin-dependent protein kinase type II alpha chain. The record is from RefSeq and is a predicted model, not a curated record. Bases 149 to 1801 code for a protein of 550 amino acids. Gene Ontology annotation, molecular function: ATP binding; calmodulin binding; calcium/calmodulin-dependent protein kinase activity. Gene Ontology annotation, biological process: protein phosphorylation. The transcript has 16 exons. NCBI's taxonomy places the organism in Eukaryota, Metazoa, Arthropoda, Insecta, Coleoptera, Chrysomelidae. Gene Ontology annotation, cellular component: neuron projection; cytoplasm.
AGAUCCCUUCUGUGUAUUAUGGGUAGCAUAAGCAUAACAAAUUAUUGACAGUGGUGCGCGGCAAGCCUACGGAUAAACGUUUCGUUCUAUCCGUGCAUUUUUAUUCUAAAGAUCGAAUCGUAGAAUUUUAAAAGGUUUAUUAGUGAUUAUGGCAGUUCCGCUCGCUUGUACGCGUUUCAGCGAUAAUUACGAUCUUAAAGAAGAACUAGGAAAAGGUGCAUUUUCUGUAGUAAGACGAUGUGUACAAAAAUCUACAGGAUUGGAGUUUGCCGCUAAAAUUAUAAAUACAAAAAAACUAUCAGCUAGAGAUUUCCAAAAAUUAGAACGAGAAGCUAGAAUAUGUAGGAAACUUCAGCAUCCAAAUAUAGUGAGAUUACAUGACAGUAUCCAAGAAGAAAAUUUCCAUUACUUAGUAUUCGACUUGGUUACCGGUGGUGAAUUAUUUGAAGAUAUAGUGGCCAGAGAAUUUUAUUCAGAAGCUGAUGCUUCGCAUUGUAUACAACAAAUAUUAGAAUCAGUCAACCAUUGUCACCAAAAUGGUGUAGUUCAUAGAGAUCUUAAGCCUGAAAACUUAUUAUUAGCUAGCAAACAGAAAGGCGCUGCGGUAAAAUUAGCAGAUUUUGGUUUAGCGAUUGAAGUUCAGGGCGAACAACAAGCGUGGUUUGGAUUUGCAGGAACGCCAGGAUAUCUGUCACCGGAGGUGUUGAAAAAGGAACCAUACGGAAAACCAGUGGACAUAUGGGCGUGUGGUGUUAUUCUAUAUAUACUGCUUGUAGGUUAUCCACCCUUCUGGGACGAAGAUCAACAUCGGUUGUACGCACAAAUCAAAGCCGGAGCUUACGACUAUCCGAGUCCAGAAUGGGAUACUGUGACGCCGGAAGCGAAGAAUCUCAUUAAUCAAAUGUUGACAGUGAAUCCAGCGAAAAGAAUUACGGCUGCAGAAGCUCUGAAACACCCAUGGAUAUGCCAAAGGGAACGUGUUGCUUCUGUUGUUCACCGACAAGAAACGGUCGAUUGUCUCAAGAAAUUCAAUGCUCGACGUAAACUCAAGGGUGCUAUCCUUACUACUAUGCUGGCUACUCGCAAUUUUUCAAGUAGGAGUAUAAUCGUGAAGAAGGGAGAAGGAUCUCAAGUGAAAGAAUCAACAGACAGCUCUACAACUUUGGAAGACGACGACAUCAAAGAAGAUAAGAAAGGUGGUGUCGACAGAAGUUCGACGGUUAUAGCCAAAGAUCCCGAAGGUCCUGGAACUCCUCCUCAAUCACCACGAAUAGCACCUGCAUCUUCUGGUUCUCCUUCUAGUUCCAUAUCAACUUCAACACCUAAUCCAAGGCCUAACGCCUUAAAUGUAGGUCAAGCUUUAUUGCAAGGCAUUCAAGCUCGACGACAAGAAAUAAUUAAGAUGACUGAACAGCUAAUAGAAGCUAUCAAUACAGGAGACUUUGAAGCUUACACCAAAAUAUGUGACCCACACCUUACUGCAUUCGAACCAGAAGCUAUGGGAAAUCUAGUAGAAGGGAUGGAUUUCCAUAAAUUCUAUUUUGAUAAUGUUUUGGGAAAGAACUGCAAAGCUGUAAAUACGACAAUUUUGAAUCCUCAUGUACAUUUAUUGGGCGAAGACGCUGCUUGCAUAGCCUACGUUAGAUUAACGCAAUACAUGGAUAAACAUGGUCAAGCACAUACUCAUCAGUCAGAAGAAAGUCGUGUAUGGCAUAAGCGAGAUAACAAAUGGCAGAAUGUUCAUUUUCAUCGUAGCGGCGGCAAUGGAGGAGCAGCUUUCGGCUUUAGUUUACAUAAAUAGAACUGCUGAGUCUUUUAUAUGAAAUUUGCUUAACAAAAUUCAUAAUAGACUAUGAUGUUUCAAUGUGAGAUUCUCAAUGGUGAUGUGUGAAAUUUGUUAUGUUUCUUCGUACUUAAGGACGUAGUACUUUGUUUUUCACACGCAGCUAUAUUUGACUUUACCAAAAAACUAUUUGAUAUACAUUAAUAUAGGAGCAAAGAAAUAUUCAAUAUGAAUUUAUAGAUGGUUAUUAAAUAAAGACACAAAGUGAUAUAACGUAAUAACUUUGUAAAAAUAAAGCAAUAGGCAUUUAAGAAAAUUAAAGGGAAUCUAUCGUUAAGUUUAAAGGAGGUAAAGUAGAUAGCUUGUUGAAAGAUUUGCGUGUAGAAUCUGCUUAUUUGUGCUCAACUUUCAAAGUAUGAUAUGUAAGUUUUAAACUGAAUUAGAAGGCACUGAAAUAUUAUAGUUGUGUACCAAGUUGGACAAAAAAUUUUUUAUCGGGCAAAAAAGAUGACUAAAAUUCCAUUAUUUCUCUCAAUUUAUAGCUAAAUAUAAAAUCUUGAUGAAAUUAAAAAAAAUUCCAUUAUUUCUGUUUGAAUCAACCAGUAAAAAUGUUUGUAAGAGAGAGUUUGUAAUCGACUAGAAAUGAUAAAUUCUAUGUAAUCCCAAAAAUGUUUUAUUAUUCUUUUUACUAUAGAUUUAAAGGAUUAAUGAUUAAAAAAUGAAAAUCUCGAAAACAUAAAAUUAUAUGAAGAAAAAUGUAGAGGAAAAUGUAUCAAAUAACUCAAUUUUAUAGCUUAGCUGCGUGCUAUAUUGAAAAAGUUUAAAAUGUGGAUUUUCCACGUUCUUGUGUUUUUAAUUGUAUCUACAAAAUCUAAUAAAUAAUCUCGAUAUGUUUUUUCUAAUUUCUAAUUAUUUGAAAAAAAAUCCAAUUAGUUAAAUUUAAGAAGCCUAGUUUUUAUUUCUGACCAGAAUAACACCUGCUCCCGAAAAAGGCAGGCCUGUGGUUGGUUUUGAACACACAAUUACACUGUAUAACACCCGUUUCGAAAACCUUCAAUCUUCAAAGAUUGAAAGCAAAUUGUAUGCAGUAUGCAUUACUUUACAUUAGGAGGUGGAUAAUCAAUGGCAGAUUAAUAUUUAAUAUUGCCUUUGAAUGAUGAGGAAAAAUUUUUAAUUUGAUUCUAUUUAACCGAAAAACAAAGUUUUUCCAAAUUAGACAUUUUCUUAUACUAACAAAAAUAAUUUUUUGAUAAAUUAUAAUCUUUUUAUAUAUUGAUAAAAAAUAUUUCAAACUUGUUGCAACUAAAUAAGAAUUUACUAUGACCCAAGAACAGAUAAUUUCAUUUGGAAGUCAAUAAAAAAUUCAAGAAAGCCCAGGAUAGCAGCCGCGCCUGUACGAAAAAACGAACAGUAGGCUAGAAGGAACAAAGUAAAAGCAGAUUUAUUUGCAAAUCAUCUCGCUACAGUCUUCUAGCCACUAAGUCACGAAAUAGAUCAAGAAGUAGAGAAAAACUUAGCAAAUACAACAAAACGCAAGAAGCCCCAUGAAAGCAUUGACUCCAAAAGAAGUGUACAAUGAAAUAAAAUUAGUAAACCCGAAAAAAGCACCGGGCUCCGACCUAAUAACCGCGAAAAUGCUGAAAGAAUUGCCACAAAAUGGGGUAGUCAUGCUAAAUUACUUUUUCAACGCAAGUCUUGAGACUCGGAUACUGGCCAAAAUCAUAUAAAGCUGUACAGAUCAUAUUGAUUGGUAAACCAGGCAAAGACCCGACCAACGUGUCAUCUUACCGUCCAAUAAGCCUUCUACCUACAAUAUCCAAACUCCUUGAAAAGUUAUUCCUACAUAGAUUCACUGAAGACUUCCUCCACAGGAAUGGAUUCAUUACCAUCAAUUUGGAUUCCGACAAAAAUAUUCGACAGUGCAACAAGUCCACCGACUCACGCAGAAAAUAAAUAAAAGCCCUCGAAAACAAAGAAUACUGCAUUGCUGUUUUCCUUGAUAUCGGACAGGCUUUUGACUGAGUAUGACAUCAAGGGCUGCUGUACAAAAUUAAACAAACUCUCCCCCCAAACUAUUACCCACUACUGAAAUCUUACCUAGCCAACAGAACCUUACAAACAAAAGUUACUACUACUGAUCAUGAACCACAAACAGCAACAGAAAACGUUCAGGCUCAUCUUAACCAAGUGCAGGAGUGUCUACAAAAAUGGAGGAUUAAAUUUAAUGAAACCAAAUCAAUAAAUGUAGCAUUCACGCUACGUAAGGGUACAUGUUCGCCAGUUAAGUUAAACAAAACGGAAAUAUCAUAAGCAGAUAGUGCUAAAUACUUACGAAUCCACCUAGACAAAAAACUGAACUGGAAUCAACAAAUCACAAGAAAAGGAAAACAACUUGAUAUAAAAGCAAGAGAACUACAUUGGUUGAUAGGUACAAAAUACAAAGUCUCACUUGAAAACAAAAUCCUUAUCUACAAAUUUGUCAAGCCUAUAUGGACAUAUGGAAUAGAGCUGUGGGGCUAGGCUUCCAAAGCUAAUAUAAAUAUUAUUUAGAGACUCCAAUCUAAAAUACUCCGUUAACUAGUAGAUGCUCCAUGAUAUGUAAUAAAUCACACCAUUCACGUGGACCUGGGAGUGCCCGCUGUAUAAGAAUUUAUCCAAGGAUUAUCAAACACCAUAAAAGUAUAGAAACCCACCCAAAUCCACUACUAGAGGAGUGAGCCAAGAAACGCGAAAAGACUGAAAAAAAGUUGGUCAAUAGACUAGACUAGACUUAGAUUAUCUAACAAUUGUUAAUAAAAACUUGUUAUAAAAAAAUAUUUAGUCGGGAAUUGCUACGUAAUCACUUUACCGAAAAACUUGAUUUACUUGAAUUACUUUAUACAUUUUACUUAUAUUUCAUCACUUCAUUAAUCUAAAUUCACUCCUAAAUAAUACAACGCUUGAGCCCCAAUGGGAAGAUUCUCUAUUUUAAAUAAUAAUUUAGGAUAAAAGCCCUCCCAAACCAGAACGUAAUGUAAAAGUAGAAAUCUAUUUCAAAAUUUGAAUGUGGGGUAGUAUGGCCAUAUAUGUACUGAAAGGGAAGAGGCUUUACCUUUAUCUGCUCAUGGAGAUAUACACAUCAGAAAAGGAUCUGUUUUUAUAGAGAUACAAGCAUUGUGUAGAAAAAAUAUAAAAUUUUGAUGCAAUUUAAAAUAAAAAAAUAAUUUUCUCAAUAUUCCAACUCGGCUAAGCCAUAAUUUUGAAUGUAUUAUUGCAAAUUCGUCUCAACCGAUCUGAAAGAAUUAGGCUAAAUGGGGUGGUUCCACUUAAAGCCUGUUAUCAGCAACCACUGAAUCCUUAUAACCCUAACUUAAAAAAGCUGCUGCAGGCAAAAAUUACAAUAUGGCGGUUUGCUCUAAAUUUGUAGUUUCAAAUAAGGAUGAACUUGCAAAAGAACCAUGCGCCAAAGCGACUCAUUCAACUAGUAGAGAAAUUUUUAAACCAGAAAAGUUGUUUAAUUAUUUUCAGAUACCUAAACGAUUUUAUUCAUCUCAGGUACUUUAUUACUUCAUACAGUACUAAAAACAAAAAAUACCAGAAAUAUUGACAUUAAUUACUAGAUGGAUAACUAUAACUAAAUUUAUACCAUUCUCAACAUAUUUUAAGACAACACAUAAUGGAGAAGAGUAUUGAGAAGUAGAAUGUUCUAGACAAAGACCAGCGUAUGUUUGCAUCCAAUUUAUCUGUUUAAUAUCUAAACACACUCAAUAAAAAAUACUGAUAUUAAAAAACCUCAAAUUCCCAAAUACCUAUGUUAAGCAUUUUUAGAAAAAUUUUGAAGACGAAAUUGAUGGCUUUGGCAAGGAAACUGUCAUGUAGAUCAAAAGUGUUUAAUCCUACGAAAUAUUGUAAGAAUAAAAUUCUAAGAAAAUGUAAAUUUUAUUGAAGAAUCAUCUAAUUUUUUCAUUUAAAUUAAGAAGACAUCAAUUGCAAAAACUUUAUAAUCCAAAGUACAAAAAUAUGACACAAAUUCUUUCCUUUCAUAGUGACUCAUUUCAUAUAGAAGUUAUCUCAAUUAUCACUUUGUACUAUUCAUACUACUUUGCUUCUAUUUUAAAAUGUAUUAAAAUACUUUUGAAACUCGAGCUUCAAGUGUACGUGUUCAUUUGGAUUUUGAAAGAGAUAGAAAUACAAUGGACUUAUCUGCAUGUGUACUACAAGUUUUAACCCGUAAAAAAGCAGGGUAACAAGUUUAAUACAUUUUUAAAAACCUUUUCUAAUCUCUUUUAAAGCACAUGUUUCAAAAACAGACUUGUACACACUAUAACGCAUACUAUAAUUACUACAAUUAUGCUAAUUAUAGAAUGUUUAUUUACAUUUAAUAUUAUAUCAAAAAUAAUAUUUAGUAAUGUUUGUGGAAAUCUACAUUUAGUGAUAAAAAAAUUUUGAAUUUUGAAACCGAAAAUCGAAUAAAGAUGAAUAGGCAAUUUUAUUAUAGAGAAAAAUAGUUUGUAUAAGUUUGCAUACAGUUUGCCAAUUUUUCUCAGCAUCAAGAAAUUAAUUGAUACAUGAUAUGUACUUCAACAACAGCUGCAAUCAAGUACUACCCUCUCACAAAAGUAUAUUAUUAUUGUUCAUAUUUAUUUAUAAGUUUUUUAGAUCUCUCAUCUUCGCGAAGGAUAUUUGGUCCCGAAUUAACAUCUUCAGAUAUGAAAUUUGCACUUAAGUCGUUGAGGUUCAGUUUUUUAUUGGAUAUGUAUCUGGGGUAUUAAAUGUAAAUUAAACCAUAUAUUUCUGUCAAAAUUUAAAUGUUCUUUUCUGGAUGGUCUGUUAGUAUAAAAUCGUUAAAAAACAUAUCAGUUUAGUCCAUAUAUUGUUCAGCUGGAUUAAAGAUGUGAAUCUGGAAGCACCAGUUUAUCUAUUCUUAAAGCUUUUUUUACUUUUGGAUAAUGUAUUCUAAUUGUGGGGGUAGUUCUGAAAACUACUAUGUAAUAUGUUCAAAAAAAGUUACUUUAUGCGAUUGGUAUCUACUCUUCCAGAAUAUUAACCAUAUUCGUAAUUUUUUACACUAUGAGUAAUUUGGAAUUACACGUUAAAAAUAAUCGAUAUUUCAGUAGUAACUGCUGUUGGAGAAAAAUUUUAUAGCACUUUUCAUCUUGUUUCACGGAUUAUAAGGAUCAAAAAGAUGGAUGAAAGAAAAUUUUUCAGAUAUACAUUAUGUUUCUUGUGUUUUGUGCCAAAAAUAUAUGGGACUAGGGAAUGCAUCAAUUUUCCUAUUAAAAUUCUUCAUAGUUUUGUCGACCAUGUAUGUCGAUCCGAUUCUUCUUUUCCAAUGUAAUUUUUUUCAAUACAAAUGAUGGUUUCAAUUUUGAGACAACCGUCGAGUGAAGGCUGCUCUAAAUGAUCGAUUGCACCUAUAAAGUAAACUCAGAUUUUCUUUAAAAUAAGCACAUUCAUAUGACAAAUAUGUGUAUUAGGUAAUAAAUUUUCUGAACAAUGGCUUAAUAAUCUCACCUAAAACCUAAAAUUAUAUAAGAACUGUUUUUAUGACAUUAUCUUCUGAUCACAUCAUUUCUAACGCAUAUUAUCGAAUGCCCCCCUUUAAUUUUUGAUUUAUCAUUUCUUUAGACAUUUAUUUCUUGAAAAUCAUUAUUAAAAAAAUUGAAGAGAAAUUACGGAUUUAGAUAUAGGAUAUAGAAAAUAAAUAUCAAGAAAAAAAUGAAUAAGAGAUGUCUAGAUGUCUCUAGUUUCAUUGCAAAAUCGAUUCUUUAUUUUUAUUAUCCCUUUUCCCAAUUUUUUCGAAUUGAGAAUACUUUUAAUAUUCAAAAUUAAUUCAUAUAUAAAAUUUCAUCAUUGAAUCGUUGAAAAAAUUUGGAUAAGUAAUAAAUACUAAAUAAAAAUGUUCUGUUAUAUCAAAAGAAAGGAAACUCUUUAGCAGCAACACUCUAAACAUAUCACAUGUAGGAUGCUUAAGGUAUAUAAAGAGAUGCUUUUAAUGGAACGAAGUUGAAAUCCGUUUGUUCAUUUAGAAGUUACAUCUACUUAAAAGACAUUGGAUUAUCCUCUAUGACUUUAUUUUGAUAAAUGAGUGUUAUAACAAAAAUUAUUCCAGUAAAGUUAUUUUAAACAAUAAAUAUUUUUGGUAACAUUUAGGAUUUUCAUGAACAGUAACAUCCAAAGGUUAUAGAUGGCCGUAAUGCUUUUUAACGACGAAUAUUUUCCACGUCUUUUGGUCACUUAGUGCAAAAAUGUCUUCACUGCAGGACUCUACGACUAAUAAUUUCUGAGCAACCGGCUAAAUACAAUGAAUGAAAAGAAAAAGAAUUUAAAAGAAAUUUCUGUAUAAAGGCAUCAUAAAUAUCAGUACGGUUCAAAUCAAACAAAAAAAACAUGGAUAGAAUAUUAAUAUUAUUUUCUGAAGGUUUUGAGAACAAGAGAGAAGCCCAGGGAUUUAAAAUGGUUAUCAAAAAGAGAAAAAUAUACAACCAACUAAAAAGAGCUUCCAUCCUCCAUUAUUCUACUUGUUAUUCUAUCUGAAAGAGUGAAAACCGAAGCCCAAAAAGGGGAAAAGAUAGUCUAGAGAAGAAUAAUAAUAAUUUUUACGAUAUGUCCAUACUAAAUCAUUUUCUGCUUGUUUUUUUAGUUCUUCUUUUCCAAUUAUUUUUGUCCUCACUUUUAUAUGCACCUCUCACAGACUUUUGAAGCAAUUAACUAGAUUCGAUUGAGGAUGCAAGGCAGUUAUUGUCUUGAUCAAAGAAAGUCAUUUGCUCUUCUAUCUUUUGUAAACCGAAUAUCUGUCAGUUCAUGGUCAGUAACGGUGAAUUAAAAUAACUUAUAUUCUUGGGAAAUAUCUCUCUAAUAACAUAGUUAAUUACACCGAUUUUCUCGAAGUGUAGUUCGCCAUGUAAUGUGAAGUUUAUUUUCGCUUUGUCAGCAUACAAGUAGUAAUCUCAUUCAUUAUUUGUUAUACUGUUAGUUACAACUAGUUUACUGGAAAAAAUUUUGUUUUUAAAACAUCAAAAUUGAACCACAAUAGUUGGAGAAGAACCCAAAACGUAUCGGUUUGCAGUCAUUCUUUUCAAUGUGGGGGGUCGUUGAUCGAACUUCAACUAUUUUAAAAAAUCGAUACAAGUUUAUUUUAUUCGCCUAUUAGAAGAUAAUGUUUAUCCAUUUUGUCAUUUCUGAUUUAAUUGUUAUUGUCUGGUGUAUGAAUGUAUCUAAAUAUAUCUUAACCUCAACAAAUCGUUAUUUAUUAAUAAGAAUAAAACUUAUAAUGUAAAAAGUAUAGGUUUUCAAAUAAAAUAUUGCAUACAAAAAUCGUUAAUUACAAUAUUACAUAUAAAAUGUUAAGAUCUAAAUUUAAUAUUGUUAAUAUCUCACAGCCAAUUAUGAAAACGUUUAAAUCUUUAUAUAAGAAUAAUCUCAUAGUUAAGAAGGAAUUACCAAGAUAAAAUUAUUAAAUCUCGCAUCAUUUUUGCCUACUUAAUAUCUGCUGAUGCUGGCAGUCUCAUCUAGAGCUCUAAACUACAAAUACAAGAUUAACUUGACCUUGUGCGUAAAUCAUCAAUAAAGUAGAUAGUUUAUGCUGAGGAUAAAUGAAUAUCGUUCUAAACUCAAAAAUCUUUAAGUGAACAUUUACCUACCAGUUGAAAUUGGAAAUAUUUUCUGUUCACUACCUACUAAUAUAACUCCAAUGUCGUGUUUUUUUCUCAAAUAAUGUUCCACAACAAUGAAAUCUUGUCUUUGUUUAAUAUUUUCUUAUAAAAUUAAUUAAAAAUGAUGUUUGACUAAGUGUUGAUUAGUGUAAUUUUAGUUACAUAUAGUAUACUGUUAAGUGUGUUCUAAUAUAGUUUUGGCAGCAAUUAUUUUACAUGUAAUCUAAAUCUAUUGUGCCAUAUAUAUGUUUUCUCAUUACAUAUAAAAUAUAUGUAUCUAAGUAGAUAAGAAUAAUUGAUUUAAUAAAAAUUUGUAUUGAGCCUAAUAUAUAAAUAUCUAUGCUGGAAACAGGUGCCCAAUAUGGCUCGUGUCCGAAAGAAUUAGACAUUUCUCGAUUUGUCCUUACUAGACUAGACUUGGCAGGUGCCGUGACUCUUAUUUCACUAAUCCCACACAAUCCAAUUUUGUAACGUCACAAAUUACAUUGUCAAGAAAAAUGGUCAUUUUAAAUCCAAUUUAGACUAAUUCGGAAUUUCUUUCAAACUUAAGAACCUAAACACAUUCUAUUCACCUAAUAAAAUGAGGCUUACAUUAUUUAUUGUUAUGUUGCUUGCUUACAUUUUAUUAUAAAGUGAGGUAAUUUCGGGUAAUUCGUGACGUCAGAAGACAGUUUGAUAUUUUUCUUUAGGUAGACCAUCCUACUGGUGCAUUCCAAUAAGCGUUCACGGUGCCUAAAUUACUCUUUUGAACGUUCCACAUAGCAACUACAAUCGUUGUGCUCGUGGUGAGAACGUCACUCAUAACGUCAUGACUAACGUUCACGGCGACCCUUAUCAAAAAGUGGGUCGAGGUGAGCGUAAGAAGAAUUAGCGGAAUUUUCAAAUUUCAAGCAACACACAUUGCAACCAUGAUAAUAUAUCUCAUUAUUUGAUGCGAUAUAGGAUAUAGAAGUACUUUUGAAGCAUUCCUGUGACGCACCACCACGUAUCGACGCAAAAUAUAUUUUGAUUUUACUUUAAUGUAAAUCAGUUGAACUCUUCAUUAAAAAAAUGAAAUAACUCACAAAUUAUAACAUAACGUUUUAAGUUAUUGCUUUAUAUUUUCUGUUUUACCAUUCGUUAAUUUUAAUCUCAACGCACAAAACGCCUCAUAAGUCAUUCCCCUUGGGUUUACGAUUAUAACUCUCUGGACUAAGUGGAACGUGAACAUUAUUUUCGUGAGUGCUUAGUGGAAUGCACCCUAUGCUUUAUGGAAGAGUCCUUGUGAUUGCUGCUUUUGUUGGCUUCGUUAUCAUUACUAAAUAAUUCUUUAUGGAAUUGAUAAAGUAAUGUGUCUUUUGUAUUUUCGUCAACAGUUGCCUGAAGAAGAAAUAUUUUUUAAUCUUGUAGUUUCAAGAGGAAAAAUUGAAACCAUAGUCAAACCAUUGAUAAGUCGAGUAGCAAACAUAACCUCGUAUGGAAUACGUUGAAUGCCCCUGUAGUCAAUCGGUCCUUCUAUAACUGCACAAAUCGUAAGACCUCUGACCAUUUGAAUAACUGAGUUUCCUGCAUCCUUUGCUUUCUCGAUAGCUCUUUGGCUUUGUGUGUGGCGUGGUUUACCGUGUAUUAUUGGAGCAUGAAACAUAUCAAAAAAAUUAUAGAUCAUUUUAUUAACAAACUUUCUGCUUUUGUCGCUAUUCAAUAGACAAAAUAAUAGUAACACAAAAAAUGUUCAUAAGAUGAUGAGCAACUUUUGGGCUCGUUUAGUUUUUAGAACUCCAAGAAAUACAAAUUUUGCUAAAUAGUUUUGAUUCAUUAUCCUUUGAUCCGAUCCUUUGAUAUCUUUUUUAGUUUGCACAUAUCACAUAAUUUCAAAUAUUUCUGGAUAAAUCACAGUACUUUUUAACAUACCAAAUCAUUUCUUCCGAGUAUUUCUCCGAGCUCUUUUUAAAAUUUCAUGAACAUCACUAACUUAGAAUUAAUACCUUAAUGAACCAAGAUCAUGGAUCUUAUGUUUCGGUAUAAGUUUUUGUUUUCCCUAUCUUUAUAAUUUCGAAUUUACUUAGGUUUCGACAAUCUUGGUUACUUAGUUUUUCGCAUUUUACCUCCAUUUGAAAUAAUACUGCUCAGUAUUUAUGGCAGUGGUGAAAUUAUUAUUACUAAUUUUUUCGAUCAACGAUAUGAAAUACCCAAAAAUACUUACAAAUUUUGUAUUUACGAUACAAACCCCAAUAAUACACAAACCGCACUUUACAAAACCAAUUUGAGUUUUUAUCUAUUUAUCGAUCAAAUGUGCAUAUGGCGAAGUAGCUGAAUUGGGUUGGUCAGAUACCGAAUCACUUACUUGUUCGGCAUCAUUCUGGCAAGUGGCAAGUAGUAUAGACAAAUCGCCAUAUUUCGAACAAAAGCCGAAUUCGGCUUCCGCCUCCAACAUAUAUAAAGGGUGGGGCAAAAGGGGCGUAACAACGAAUUUGUGACUUAAUUAUAAUUUAUAAUUUUUACAAUUUUCUUGAGUAGAUAUGAUACUUCCGAAUUUACUGAUAUCAGGUUUAGUCGGUCUCAGACUUACGAAUUACACUUAAGUACAUCAAAUACAAUUGUAAGUACUUAUAAUAAUAUCCUAAGUAAUUAUCACAUUGUAUAGAAAAAUGUUUAUUUAUUUUAACGUUUUUGUCAUAGAAACAAACAUUCCAAUAAAUUUGAAACAAGAUAUUUGGAUUCAAUACAGAUUAAUAAUGUCGGCAUUCAGUAAAGGUGAAAAAAUUACUUUAUUUUAUGCUAGUUGUAGAAGUAGAAAGAGAUUAUUACAAGAAGCUGUCGAUUUGUUUAUUGUACAUAUAUCGACAGAAUUUCUCAUAUUUCAAGUCUAAAAUAUUCCCCGUUGAAGGCAACAAAGAAUAGCCAUCAAAAAGAAAAUGGACUCAUGUAAUUCCAAGUGUACAGGAAGAAGCAAUUAUGAAUGAAAUUGAUGAUUGAACUUUUAAAUCGACAUGAUUGCGGGAUAAUAAACUACGAUGGAUGGAAGAAUGUCUUAGACAAUAUUUACAAAUGAUGAAUAUUAAUUGAAUCCUUUUUUAUGAGAAACGAAUUAAAUGGUUAUAGCUUAAUUCAUUAGCUUUCUAAUCGCAUCAAUCAUUCACAGUUAUCAGAAGAAAUUUGCUUUAAGCAACACGGUGCUCUACCUGAUUAGGCUGCUAGGGUUAGAUAAUACCUGAACAUUGUAUUUCCGCAGAGAUGAGUGAGCCGAAGAAAAUAUAUUGAGUGACCUGCAAGGUCACCCGAUUCAUCUCAACUGGAUUUUUUUUAUUAUAUUCGAAGUCUAUAGUUUAAUAAGAAUUACCUAAAACUUGACGAAUUAAUGAGGUACCUGCUAUUACUAAAUUCUAGAUUAUAUCUACUCAAAAACAUAAAUAAAAUCAAAAUAUUAUCCAUUGAAGUCAUAUCUCCUAAUUGUGACAAAAGAAGAUCUGCAAAAGUCAUAAUUAAGCCACACAUUCAGUGUUUUCUCAUUUUCCUGGUAUUUUCACUAGACAGUUUCAUAUAACCUUAGAAAUUAAGUAUAUGCCGAAGAUAAAAUGAAACUCUUCCAAAAAUUUUAUCAAGUUCAUAUAUACACUUGAUAAUAGAUUGCCUUGUUAAGCAUAAAGCCGCCGCUGAAAAUGCCAUAUCGUGUAUUUCAAUAAAUAUGUUAUUUAAUUCCAAUACAUAAUUAAUAACACAAUUAAAAUACAAUUAUUAAGGUGAUGUUAUGCACCCAGACAAAAGAACGCAGACCAAUACGGGAGAUCUAAAAUCUGGUCCUUAGGCUUUGUAAGUGGGUGAAACCUGUGUGGAAAAUAUAGACGUAAGAUGGUCUCCAACCUGGACUGGUAAUGUCGCGUUCCUCGCUCGCACGUAGAGAAAUGUCAAAAAUUACAUUAUUUUCUGAUAAAGAUACAAAUAAAUCCAUUGAAAUGAUCAAGACAGUUCCAGAAGAUAAUGACAAUUCGCACAGAGCUUUAUAAUUAGAUAUAGAUACUGAAUUUGCCGAUAUUUUGAUUAAGUUUGUAAGGGAUGUUGUGCCAACACCAGGAACUUCGAAAACAGGUAUACAAGAAAGGCGUGCUCCAGACAAACAAGUAAAAAGUAAUGCCAAAUAAAAAAAAACAGAUUUUCAUUUUCUAAAAUUUCUGAAAGAAAGACAAGGAAGCACACAAAUUCAGCUACAAGCUUUGAGAAGUAGCCAAGAGUCAGCCGAAAAGAAACCAUCAUUUUCCGAAAAUGUUGAAAUGUCAUUUUCAAAAUGUUGAAGAGCAAUAAGCUCUCUUUCCAACACAAAGUCCUGUUCUUUAUCAAGCACCUCAUCACCAAUCCCUGAAAGCUAAACCCAGAAGGAUUUGAUUGAUUUAUAAUAUCGACAAUACCUAUGAGGAAACUUCAAAUGAACCAUUUAAAGGAUCAUUUAACGAUUCUUCAUGAACAUUUCACCAUUUAUCUGAAAUUGUUAUAAAUAAUUAACAAUAUUGUAUAUGUUUAGACCUAGCAACCCUGAUGUUGAAGGCUACUGAUAGGUAACCAAUUUUUGUUUAUUGUAUACCUAUAUUGAAAAAAUGGAUAAUAGCAAUUUGUAUGAAAAAUUAAUUACAAUAAAUUUACGCACAAAUAAUUACGGCUCAUUUAUGUUAGGCAACGCAUCGCUAUUACUUUGCAUACACUCUAAACAUUCCUUCAAACUUAUUUCAACCAAAAAGAAAACAAAUAUCUGCAGGAAGGACCAAAAAUUUUUUUUCGGAUGAGAAAUGCACAUUAUGGAUUUCAAUUAUUAAAAUGUUAUUAAUAGAUAUAUUCACAUUCCCAGAAAUAACAAUUGCAGCAAAAUAAAUGAUUAAAUAAUGACAUGACAGUAAUUACAGGAAAUAAAAUCGUAAUCUAUAUUAUUAGAACUGUUAGGUAUUAGUUUGGGCCCCCAAUAUAAAGCACUGAAUAUUCAAUCUAAUCAAACAUCUAAUGAAACAAACAAUAAAUGUUACAAUCCAAAAUGUUGAACCAAAUUAGAAGUUGAUUCUUGAGUAAUGGUGAAAUGAAAGCUAAGGUAUCAAUAAUACUUCCAACCUCAAAAAAUAGAAGCGUUAAACCUUUAUUGUCUCAUUUAUAAAAGAUUAAAUUUAAUAUGUCGAAAACGUAAAAUGAAAGCAGCAAUUUUAAUUUUGUGUUCUUUUUCAUGUCUUGAUAUUACUUAUUCCACAAAUGGAAUCAACAACAUCUAAAAAUAAAGAGUCAAACGACAAUUACAAUUUUGUACAAACAACUUGUAAGCAAAAAAUACGAAUUAUUGGUUGUGAAGUUUUACUCGAAAUCUGGCGCCCCCCACCUGUUUAACGCUGCGACCCUCUUUUUAGGUUGAGAAUAUGACGACCACCUUCUAGUAAUUUCGUUAAGUAGCUUCCUAGCAUUAUUUAAUCGUUCUAAAACAUGUUACAAUAGUAAAAAAUACCAUUUUUCAAAACUAUAAACAAAACGUUGAUAAGCAAUAAUUUAUUAAUAAUUAAUAAAAGAAAUUGAAAAUGAACAUUUUCAACUUAAAUAAGAAAUAAAAGAGUAUUUCUCAAGUAUUGGUGGCUCAUCCAUUGACAAAUUUCUCCUGGGGAUCGUGACCCACCGGUUGAGAACUUGUGUUAUAUCUGGGACAGGAAGUCGUGAAGAAGUGAAUCUUUUGUCGGUGAUUUUUGAAACAUCCUCGUAAAACUUUUUGCCUUAAUUUUUUAACAAAUUUUACUUGAAGAAUUUUCGAAUCUGAGUGUUCUUUCUGAACUUGAGCUAUGUAAUACUUGAAAGUAUCAUUCUUUGUUUUUAAUUUGACCAGAACAAAUCGUUCGUUUACAUUUUUAUCGUUUAAAUAUUCAUCAGUAUUUUCUUUAACAAUAUCUACUAUAGUUUCAAAUUCACUCUCAUAAUCAUCAAAUAUGAAAUAUUAAAGAUACAAAAUUGGACAUAGUAAUCAUUGUAAAUUAAUAGGAAAAAAUAUGAAUUUUUAAAAUUUUAUUCACAUAUUUCUAUUCAAUUCUAACACUUGAAUUAAGAUUUUUCGUUUCGUGAUUGAUUAGUUAGACUAUUACAUCCAAUUUGUAAAUUUCAUUUUUUCAUUGUCAUUGCACCUAUGAAUAUGUAUGAAAGGCGCAGUUUUCCUUAUCGCGAAACAACACUCAGAAUCAAGAAUUAAUAAAGCGUUAAGAAAUAUGUCAAUGAAAUUAAAAAAAAUAUUUUCAUAUUGUCUAUUAAACUACAGCUCUCACUCUAACUUUUUUAGGAAUAUUUUCUGCAAAUUACAUUUUGUUACUUUGAUUAGAAGUACCACAUAAAUAAACAAAUUUUAAAAAUGUUCAACAAUUUUCGUAGAAUUCAGGAUUGAAAUCUACUUAUAUAAAGUUGUAGGGAAAAAAAUUGUAAGAUUAUAUUCAAAAAUAUUAAUUCACAUAGAAAAUUCAGUUUUGUUCGUUUCUACAAAUUUUUGUGUGGGAAAAAAUUUUAUUGAUACAAAUGGAUUUAAUUACAUAUUUGAAGAUAUUUUUAGUUCUUUUUGUCGUUAUCAAUAUUGUUUAAUAUAAAUAUACUUUAUAUAUAAAGUAUUUGUUGAUUUGAUGAUUGCGUUUCAAACCUUAGAAGAUGUAGAUCUUACUAUUUAAAAAAAAUGGGAAAUGCAAUAUUGAGAUAUUAAUUAUGAAUUGGAAUAUGUAUUACACUAUAGUGAAACAACUUCGGCAGCUUAAUGCAACUACUUCAUAACGAUUAGUUCGUAAUUAUUUGUAAUUGAAGGGGAAGUUACUUAAUUUUUAAUCUCGAUUUUUAGCUACAGAAUUACCUAUCAAAAAAUGUAGCGAAAUCAUUUUCAAUUGUUUGUAAAUUAUUAUAUCAAUAUGUUCAAAAUUAUACACAGAAAUCGAAUAAAUAUUAUUAAAAU